Actinia tenebrosa (Australian red waratah sea anemone) is the source of this 2020-nucleotide messenger RNA. RefSeq names its product tachykinin-like peptides receptor 86C. The record is from RefSeq and is a predicted model, not a curated record. Lineage: Eukaryota; Metazoa; Cnidaria; Anthozoa; Actiniaria; Actiniidae.
UUGAGUCCAGCUGCGAAUUUUUAGUGUUUUUUUCUAGAAAAACGAUCCGAAAAAAUUUUGAAUCUAUGAGAACAGGUUAGUACUCCACCGCUUAAUCCUUCAUUCGUUACAUCGUUUCAUUCGUUCAUCUGCGACGUAACUGGCGAAAGGCAAUAGAAACAGCAAGUUUGAUCAAUUUUCCUCCAUGUUUUGCAAUUCAUUUUCCUGAUCCACGUAAAACGCGGCAACUGAGUAAAGAAGUAAUUACAUUUCUAAUGAUCGUCGUAAAAACCCGCGAGUUUUAACAUUUAUUUAACGUAAAUACAAGUAAUCUCAGUCCUGUAAGGUGAUUCCGUUGUGUUUUAUAAGGCCGAUUAUCACGGAGAGAUUCUGGUAAACUCCAUGUGAAAGCAAAGAGGUUUUUAAAGGAACGAUGAUGCCACCAUCGAACGAAAACACUCGAUCAAAUGCUAUAUGCGGACAAAUUUCAUUAAAAACUCAGAAUAAGAAUUCUGGAAAGGAAAAUUAGGUUUUAUCUAUGUGAGCACAAAGCAGAUGUGGGAUUAACCGAUUUUUUACUUAACUUAAUAAUAAGAGGAUUUACACUCCAACGAAGUUGAAUAUCAAAGCAAACAAGCGUUUAACAAAAGCACGACAGAGCUAAAGGAGAUCUUACUUGUUAAAAUAGCUGCUGAUAAACAAAGGCAUUUCAUUUUACAGAGAUACCAUGGACGAGCAGAACUACCAAUCAAUUGACAAUUAUAGUGUUUUCAAUACAACUAUAACACCGGGAAAUUUUACAUUACAAGCUGCAGAGGACUGUUUCGAUGGUAGGGCGGCAAGAACAGCUAAGAUUACAGCUUGUAUUGCUGUUCUAGUUGUGACUAUUCUACUGAAUACGUUGGUAAUUUAUCCAGUGUACAAGUACAAGCGGAUGCGAAAGAACAUCAACUAUUUCAUCAUCAACAUGGCGGUCAGCGAUAUCUUGCUUGCGUCUCUAACGAAUACACUGAUAGCAGAACAAAUGAUCUCUGGCACAUGGAACUGGAAAAUCGAAGGUUUACCUGGUCGAAUGACCUGUAGAAUGGUGAACUUCAUGUGUACUAUGUUACUAUUGGUAUCCCCAUUGACCCUGUUCUUCAUGACGUUAGAGCGAUAUCGUGGAGUUACAUCGAUGACUAGAGUUAACGGUAUGUCGUAUUCUACGCGGUCCAUAUGUCUGAGUAUGUGCUGGAUUAUUCCUUCUAUACUCUACGCCGUAGAACUAUUCAGGGUUGACCUUCACAAGCAUCAAGGCAAGUCCUAUUGUGUCCCAACCGACGGCAACAAUCCACACUAUUUCAAUUACUUAGUUGCACUCUUUACGACUUACGUUUUUCUUUACAUAUCCGUUUUUCUCAUCGGAUUCCAAACUCUAAGAAAGCUGAGCAAGUCUGAAGGGUCUGUCAACGUAUCAGAAGCAAGGCAAAGAAAACGAAGAUCACAGAAGAUCAGGAGUGCCGUGAGGAUGAUUCAGUGGUCGCUUUGCGCGUUUGUCCUACUUUCAACGCCUUAUCAUAUGUUCGUAUUUUUUGACAAACUUUACCCUCAAAAAACAAGCUGCAAAAAAAGAAUCAAUCUCAUGUACUUAUUCCGGUAUCUCAUUUCAUUGAACUCCGCCUUAAGCCCAUGUAUUUAUUUCAUAUUCAUAAAAGACUUCAGAAGGUUUUUUCGAGGAGUUUCCAGACCUUUAGGGCGAAGUUUUUUUCUAAUAGAGCUACAUCCACCAACAUAAAACACACCAUCCUUAAAGAUUUAAUAAGAGACUAUUAAGAUGGAAAAUCCUGUUUAAAACCAAAACAUAGCAGUAGUAUAAAACCUGGGGUUUUUGUGAGGUAAUUAGCUUUAUGUAAUGAGUCAGAAACAUAUCAUUAAUUUGAAGGGCAAAAAUCAGGGAUAUCUGAGAUAUCCCGAUAUAUUCCAAGGGAAUUCCACGCAUAAUUGAUUGAGAUAAUUCUUUUCGUAUUCAAGGAGUGAGCGCCAAAAACUAUAUUCUUGAAUA